Messenger RNA from Galeopterus variegatus (Sunda flying lemur), 766 nucleotides. It is a transcript of the gene APOE, whose product is annotated as apolipoprotein E. Gene Ontology annotation, biological process: cholesterol catabolic process; negative regulation of neuron apoptotic process; lipoprotein catabolic process. NCBI's taxonomy places the organism in Eukaryota, Metazoa, Chordata, Mammalia, Dermoptera, Cynocephalidae. Gene Ontology annotation, cellular component: intermediate-density lipoprotein particle. Gene Ontology annotation, molecular function: amyloid-beta binding; low-density lipoprotein particle receptor binding; very-low-density lipoprotein particle receptor binding. The transcript has 4 exons. The record is from RefSeq and is a predicted model, not a curated record. The coding region runs from base 9 to 617 and encodes 202 amino acids.
GCGGGAAGAUGAAGGUUCUCUGGGCUGUAUUGGUGGUCAUAUUCCUGGCAGGAUGCCGGGCCAAAGCGGAGGCAGAGUUGGAGCCAGAGCCAGAGCAGGCCAGGUGGCAGGUGGGCCAGUUAGCCAGCCAGCCCUGGGAGCUGGCGCUGGGCCGCCUCUGGGAUUACCUGCGCUGGGUGCAGACGCUGUCUGAACAGGUGCAGGAGGAGCUACUCAGCUCCCAGGUCACCCAGGAACUGACGUCCUUAGUCUCUCGCCUCGGGCCGUUGAUGGAGCAGGGCCGCUUGCGGGCCGCCUCCGUGGGCACCGUGGCCGGCCAGCCCCUGCGGGAGCGGGCCCAGGCCUGGGGCGAGCGGCUGCGCGGGCAUUUCGAGGAGAUGGGCAGCCAGGGCCGCGACCGCCUGGAGGAGGUGCGCGAGCAGUUGGAGGAGGUGCGCGCCAAGGUGGAGGAACAGGCCGACCAGAUGCGCCUGCAGGCCGAGGCCUUCCAGGCUCGCCUCAAGAGCUGGUUCGAGCCCCUGGUGGAAGACAUGCAGCGCCAGUGGGCCGGGCUGCUGGAGAAGGUGCAGGCCGCCGUGGGCACCAGCUCCAUCCCUGUGCCCACCGAGAAUCACUGAGGGCCCAGGCCUGCCGCCUGGCCCGCCUCACUCCUGCCCCAGCCCCCUGCCUCCCCUCAGACAGCAGGAGGCCCUGUCCCCUCCCCGCGGUCCUCUGGUCCUCCUCCGAUGGGCCCUAGAUUAAUAAAGAUUCCUCAAGCUGCACAGCA